AAAUGCAGAAAAUAGAUGACCUUACAAAUUAAUCUAAUAGCAAUACCGAUAUAUCGUGACCACCCUCACACGUGACAGCUGUGAACAUCUGUUGCACGAAUCACCCACUGCUUUCAUUCGUCGUCAUGCGUCAUUCAGUCGAACCGUGCUGUGACAAAUUACGCAAUGUCUAACAACUGAUGUAAAACAAGCAAUUUACCAAACAGUUGGCCAAAUUCCGUGUGUACACACACUCCGAUCGACCCAGCGAGGCACUUUAACCAGCUCCUGACCACUUCGAGAUGCUGCGCAAAACGGCAACGAUGGGAAUCAUGGCGGCGGUUGCCGUUAAAGCGGCUCCCGAGCCCCAGAAACCAGCCUCCAGUGCGGCGGACUGCAGCCUGGUGUGCCGGCCCAGCGAGCUGCCCAUCUACGGCAGCUUGCGCAAGACAGAACCCAAGCCAGAACGGCAUCCACCACAAGACUCUGUGCUGCACAAGAACCUGGAGGCCGGAGUCCGCUAUGUGCGCGAGGAGGUGCAGUCUGGAUAUAAGGCAGUGGCCGAUCAAGCCGGCAUUGUCGGCCAUUACGUGGAAACCGCUAAGGCACACACCCAGUCCACCAUCGACAUGCUGAACGAGCCCCAGAACUCCCUGCACCGCAGCGGAGCCAUUGUGGUGGGCGGUCUGGCUGGUUUCAUCUUCGCCGCCCGUGGAGGCUUCAUAAAGAAGGUGUUGUAUUCGGGCAUCGGAGCAGGUGCAGUCGCCUCCAUGUGCUACCCCCGCCAGGCGGAAGAAAACUGCCGCGUGGUACUCUACGAGGGCCGUAAGAUCUUCGCCGUGGCCUACAACUUCAUCAAGGGCGUAAAGCCAGGAGAGGAUGUUCCCGUAGUGCCCUUCCCUACCUCGCUGGAGGACCUUAAGUACAUGGCCAGUGACCUGUACGAUGAGGCAAAGGAUCUAAUCUUCCCCAAAAAGAAGUAGGAAGUGCCCUCCCGCUAAAGGAAACUCCUAGUCCACCUCCAUCCGGGCGAAAAGUGUGCAUCGAUUUAAGUUGUAUGAAGCUUGAAUUCUAUCCGAAAGUAGUUAUCUCUUUUCUUGUUGCCAGAAAUAAAUUGGCCUCGCGUCCCAAAAGUGAAACGGCGGUUUAACUUGGCAAAUGUGUGUGGGCCGUGGCCAGAACCCGCUCUCACAUGAAUCUUCGAGUGAUUAAUUGAGGUGUUGGUGUCAAGUCAAAUGUCACGCCAGUGAGCUGUUGAAAAGUGAAAUCCGGAGGAAAGUGUCGGCUGCGGAUGUCUCCCAUCCUCCAUCUCCCCACGUGCAAAACCGAUUGUGCCAAUCAUCAUCGUCAAUGACCAUGGCCCGCAGCCGAACAUGGCGAUGACUACAAAUUGUGUGAAUGGUCUUGGCCAUCCAUUUGCGGUGCCCUCGGGGGCUGCUAUUGCUGAGGAGGAAAUCGGCUCUUAUAGCGAUGGGUAUCUCGAGCGGACCAAUUCUCCGAUUGCGGCAUUAUUUAUUAGACAAUAUUUUCAUUAAUCUUUUAUUGCUCUCGAGCUUUCGCAUCGCUAUAGAUAGACUUGUUCUUUGGGCAAGAUACAAACAACGUUCGGAUGUCUGCAUGCAUUUGUUUACAAUAAAUAUAGAUUUAGUUAAUUGUUAAAUAUUACUACACUAAAAUACCAACAACUUGUGGACAUGCAAAUGACUCCCAAUCCCCCCUACCCCUCCCAAGCCCCCUAUCCCUUCGGCUAUGUACAAAUAGAUAAUCCCAUUCGAAAUCCGACCGAUUUCCUUGUUAGACAACUUACGGUGCUAACAUUUCGCUAGACUAAAUUAGUGGGCGUUGACUGUGUGUGUGUGUGUGUAGGUGAAUGGGUGAGUGCGGAUAGGGGCGUGGCAGUGGCCCACAAGGCCAUGAUGUUAAAAUUGUUAAAUUGAAGCUAACUACGCUUAACAUUCCUUUAAGAUAAAUCACACAAAACUUAUAGAUACAACUGAUAAAUUAAAACAAAUAACAAAAGUAGAUCUGCCGUCGUCAGUAUCUUCUGAUCAUCAUCUGACAUGCUCCAGUAUCCACGGCGUAAACUUGGAGAUUCUCGUACAGACUCCGGGCAAAUUGGCCUCGGCACAGCCAAUGCCCCAGGAGAUGAUCCCGGCCAGAAAGAAGCGCCCAUCCUGCGACUUGGCCUGCAAAAUGUUUAUUAGCAUAUAUCUCGUAGGUUUGCUUUAUCCGGCAUCUCACCUGCAGUGGACCUCCUGAAUCGCCCUGACAGGAGUCCUGCCCUCCCGUUUCAUAGCCCGCGCACAGGAAUAUAUCCGGAAUGAACUCCUGGCGACCAGCUCGCAUGAACAUCGAUUUGCAAUUAUCGUUACUUACAAUCGGCACGGAGACCUAUUAAAAUGUAUUAGAUUAC
Molecule: messenger RNA, 2392 nt
Organism: Drosophila melanogaster (fruit fly)
Lineage: Eukaryota; Metazoa; Arthropoda; Insecta; Diptera; Drosophilidae
Gene: Mic26-27
Product: MICOS subunit 26/27
Exons: 2
Coding region: 282-962 (226 amino acids)
Biological process (GO): cristae formation
Cellular component (GO): MICOS complex; mitochondrion; mitochondrial membrane
Source: RefSeq, marked reviewed